CGAAAAUGAAAACUCAAAAUGGCUGCUUGUAUGAAGCAUAAAGUUAACCCUGUCCUUUAAAAGAAAACACCCAUCUUCUCCUUUUUUCAUGCUUUACCAAUAAAACCGAGUCGUCAAGACCAAUGACCCUGCCCCUCGUCCAACAACAUGCACAUUUCCCCCCACUAAUAACCAAACCCAACCUUUCAUAACCCUAAACCUAACCAACAUCUGGGAAUUAAAAGGGAAAUGAUGAAGAGGAUCAUGGUGAUUGUCCAUUGAUUAUCGAUUUCAAAGGUAAAUAAAAAACACCACCUUUCCAUGCUCAUUUCUUGUUUGAUUUUAUGUAGUAAUUAUUUUGUUAGUUAAUUUUGACGAGUUAAACUUGAAUUAGGUUUAAAUAUUAAAAUUUUAAAUUCAAAAUAAAUAUUUUAGUAUCAAUUUUCAUAGGAUUAAAUCAUAAAGGAUUAUGUGAAUUACUAAGUAAAUUAGCAAUUGCAGAUCAUGAAUUAUUUAUUAAUCAAAUUUUAUUAAACCUCUACUAUCCAUCCAAUCUUCUAAUUGAUCAAACCUUGUACCAAUUAGAUCUAAUGUUAUUAUAUAAUAUACACGUGAGGAAUACCUUAGCAUUUAUAGUUUUUCACAAUUAAAAAAAAAAAAGAAAAAGAAGAAGCAUGUUUUUGAUCGCUUUUUUUUUGGUGAAAAAAAUAUUUUUUUGGGUGAAAAAAAUAUAUAUAAUAAAGUUAAAUUACAAGGAAUACUCUGAGAGGUGCAAUGCUCCUCUCUUUAUUAGACUUAAGAAAAUCUAACACAUCAUUUGGGAGAGACUUAAACAGGCGUAAAACCUCAUCUCUUUCAAAAGCCAAUUUAGCAAGAUAGUCUGCGCAUUUAUUAUCUUCCCUGAGAAUGUGUCGUAGAAUCCAUUGGCUUUCUUGAGACAAAAUCCAGUGUAUUCUCCUGAUCAGAGCAGAGGUUGAGCUCUUCGGAACAUUUACAUGAAUAGCUUUGAUUACCUCCAAACUAUCAGAAUGAAUAAUCACGUUAUUAUGACCUCUGCGUCGGAUGAGCUUUAAGCCAUCUAGAAUUCCUCAUAGUUUUACGUUGGAUGAGCUUUUUAAAAAGUUACAAAAUGACUAUUAAAUUAUUCGAAAGUUUUUAUUUAAGUCAUUAAACUAUUAAAAUUGUUGUUGUAUAGUCUUUUCUAUUCACAUUGUCUGCACCAAUCAAAAACAUUUCUUUUCCUUUUUUUUAUAAUUCAAUUUUUUUUAUGAAAACAUAUGUAAACAUCACGAAUUUGUGAAUCAAAAUCCAUACAGCUUUUUUCUUCAAUCUCCUCUAUUGGUUGUCAAAUAGAUUUUGAUCUAUGAUAUGUUAUUUUACUCGUCGAUGUAUUGAUCUAUCGUUGAAUUGUUGCUUGGAGUUCACUAGUCGAAAUUAAAAAAAAAAACGAAUCAGCAUAAAAACUUAAAUAAAAAUUUUUAAAUAGUUCGUUAACUUAAAUGAAAAAUUUUGAAUAGUUUAAUAACUAUGUUGUAACUUGUUAAAAUUAAACUAUUAAAACGUAAAAUUUACUAAUAUUAUAGUGACAUUGGGUAUAGUUUACCCAAAGAUUAAAGAAAUGCAAAAAUCAUCUAAUGAUAUAAAUCAUUACAUGUAAAGCUGUUUUCAUGGUCUGCAUGUGAAAACGUGAUCACUCCAUUUCUUGUUCUUGUUCUGUUCCUUUAUAUAUAUAUAUAAAUGAAAUAGAAUCUCAGGCGUCACUGUCAGUUCGGCAUUCAAAUAUCCAUACAAAAAACAGCAAAUUGUCUUGAAACCCGCCGACCUUUCACUUUGUUUAUGUCAACCAAACUACAUAGACUCGACCGCUCCUUAAUUCCCAAUCUUGUCUUUAAGCUCCUUUUUUUUUUUCCCAAUGAAAGCUUUUCGGUUAUCUGUAACUUAGCCACUGUUAUCUGUUAAUGGAUUCUCCAUUGAGACAUGGAACCUACUGUUAUCCCUUCAAGAAGGAAACCUGGAUGCAUACAAUCCUUCUGUCAUUCCAAAGCAUCGGAGUAGUUUACGGUCGAUUGAGUACUGCUCCUUUAUACGUCUUCGGUUCGAUCCCUCAAAACGACUUCAAAUCUGAUGAGAGUGCGUACGAAUACUUCUCGUUUAUCUUCUGGACGUUAACGGUCCUUUCGUUAGUGAAGUAUACCUUCAUAGUACUCAAAGCCGACAAUGACGGAGAAGGUGGUACUUUUGCUUUGUACUCACUAUUGUGUAAGCAUGCAAAAGUCGGUCUACUCCCUAACGAUAAAACUUCCGAUGAUGUUACAAAUAGCGAGACUGGAAGUCCUUCCCGAACCAAAGCCGAAUCAAGAGCACGAAGGGCUAUCGCAAAACAUAAGAGUAGUCAUUACUUGAUGUUGUUCUUAGCAUUGUUCGGUUCUUGCAUGAUAAUAUGCGAUGCGGUCCUUACUCCGGCUAUUUCGGUUUUAUCGGCUGCAUCGGGUCUUCGACGAUCGUUAACGGAUAUCAAAUAUUCGUCAUCCCGUGAAACAGAGGAUUCGAUAUUGAAAGAUCUAAGGAAAUACGUACCUGUGCCUACUGCAUGUGCCAUAUUGGUUUGCCUUUUCACUCUACAACAAUACGGCAGCCAUAGAAUCGGGUCGAUAUUCGCUCCAGUAGUCAUAUUAUGGCUUUUAUUUAUUACCGGAGUUGGUAUAUAUAACAUUUUUCACUACGAUCCACAUAUCGUAUUUGCAAUCUCCCCGAAGUACAUGUACAAGUUUUUCCAAAGUACAAGCUGGCGUAGUUGGAGAUCAUUGGGCAGUAUUACUCUUUGUGUCGCAGGAUCGGAAGCAAUGUUUGCCGAUAUCGGUCAUUUCUCGAUGAAAUCGAUCAAGAUGACGUUCAUAUGCUUGAUUUACCCGGUUCUUAUUUUAAGUUAUGCCGGUCAAGCCGCAUUCAUCUCCCACGCACUCUCCAUAAAGGAUUCAUCCUUCGCUAUAGAUGAUUAUAACCAUUUUUAUAGAUCCGUACCCGAUCAUAUUCACUACGUAUUCACGAUUUUAUCUCUACUUGCAUCGGCAAUCGGAAGCCAAGCAACGAUAACUGCAUGUUUUUCGAUCGUAAACCAAUGCCUAGCGCUUGGUUGCUUCCCGAGAGUAAAAGUGAUUCAUACAUCAGAUAAGAUACACGGCCAGGUCUAUAUCCCGGAUCUUAACUGGAUGAUAAUGAUUCUUAGCCUCGGUAUUACAAUCGGUUUCCAUGAUAUCGUGCGAAUUGGAAAUGCAUCAGGCAUGGCUAUAGUCUCUGGCAUGUUGGUAACAACUUGUUUAAUGUCACUUGUGAUUGCUCUAUACUGGGAAAAGAGUCUGCUGCUGUCCACUUGCUUUUUGGUGUUUUUUGGGUCGAUUGAAGCCGUUUAUUUGUCAUCGAACUUGUUGAAUUUUCACAAAGGAGCAUGGUAUCUUGCUGUUCUUUUGGCACUAAGCUUGACUACCAUGGUUGCAUGGCAUUAUGGGACAUUGAAGAAAUACCAGUUUGAUAUAGAAAACAAGGUGUCUAUGGAAUGGCUUACGGAUCCCAGCUCAGGUCUCACAGUUUCCAGGGUGCCCGGAAUAGGCUUUGUUUACACCGACAUAGUAACCGGAAUCCCAGCUUUCUUCUCCCAUUUCAUCACGAAUGUACCAGCUUUUCAUCAAGUGCUGAUUUUUGUGUCAUUCAAGUCAUUGCCGGAACCUUUUGUUUCACCAACUAAGCGUUACCUUAUAGGCAGAGUUGGUAAUAGAGAUAAUAAAAUUUACCGAUGCAUCGUACGAUACGGAUACCACGAUCACAUCAGAGACUCAGAUGAUUUUGAGGAACAAAUCAUCCGCUCGAUCGGAGAGUUCAUUUCCUUGGAAGAACACGACGCCGAGUCUUUGAUGUCAACCGAAGGAAAAAUGAUCAUCGUAGGUAAACAACUCCCCGAAGGGGAUGCUUUGAUACCAUUACACGAUACAGGAGCCACAAGCUCGCCCUGUGCAUCAACUCAAACGAACAUAAACACAACCGAGGUUACUAAACUGAAAAGAAAGAGGAAAAAGGUACGAUUCAUGUUGCCGGCCAAUAGCCCAAAAAUGCGUUCGUCAGUGCGGGAAGAACUAAACGAACUGGUUGAUGCGAGGGAAAGCGGGACAGCAUAUUUCUUGGGUCAAUCACAUAUAGCGGUACGUAACGGCUCAAACUUUAUCAAGCGAUUCCUCAUAAUGGUAUAUGUUUUCUUCGAUAAAAAUUGCAGAGAACCUCAUGUGGCAUUGAACAUCCCUCAUGCAGCAUUGGUGGAAGUUGGUAUGGUCUAUAUAAUAUAAUUUGUAAAGUUAUUGAGUAGAAAAAUAUAUACAAUAUCGUCUUCAAAAUUCAAACCUGCGUAUUCCCAUUAGAGAUCAGUACAAUAUGUCUUACCAUUGCAACCAACAACUUGUUGGUAGCUUGGUUGUUUUCUUCGUGAAUACCAAAAUAAAUUGUAGUUUUCAAUAA
Messenger RNA from Gossypium arboreum, 4482 nucleotides. RefSeq names its product potassium transporter 6-like. Gene Ontology annotation, molecular function: potassium ion transmembrane transporter activity. NCBI's taxonomy places the organism in Eukaryota, Viridiplantae, Streptophyta, Magnoliopsida, Malvales, Malvaceae. Gene Ontology annotation, biological process: potassium ion transmembrane transport. The record is from RefSeq and is a predicted model, not a curated record. Bases 1938 to 4313 code for a protein of 791 amino acids. The transcript is spliced from 8 exons. Gene Ontology annotation, cellular component: membrane.